This is a messenger RNA of Lathyrus oleraceus (garden pea), 1547 nucleotides long. Its product is annotated as chaperone protein dnaJ 50. Gene Ontology annotation, biological process: protein folding. The transcript has 10 exons. Gene Ontology annotation, cellular component: endoplasmic reticulum membrane. Lineage: Eukaryota; Viridiplantae; Streptophyta; Magnoliopsida; Fabales; Fabaceae. The record is from RefSeq and is a predicted model, not a curated record. Bases 133 to 1059 code for a protein of 308 amino acids.
CCGAAACAGUCUGAGAUUUGUGAUUGUGAUUAAAGAGAGCAAUUUCCGUUCGCUAUUUUGGGUCAACUGAAAAUAAUAUUAAUAAAAAAAAGCAGAAUAGACAUCGAAUUUCGGCGAAUCACAUUCAUCAAAAUGGAUCCGCCGCCGGCACCAAUCCGGUGGCGCACAACCGCAAUCUCAAUUCUCGUGGUGGUUCUCAUUUUAGCCACCGUUUCUCCUUCUACCGCAAUCUACUGCGACGAAGACGAUUGCUAUGAUCUUCUCGGGGUUACUCAGAGUGCAAAUUCUUCUGAAAUCAAGAAAGCAUACUACAAACUCUCCUUGAAACAUCAUCCAGAUAAAAACCCUGAUCCAGAAUCGCGAAAGAUUUUCGUUAAAAUCGCAACUGCUUAUGAGAUUUUGAAGGAUGAGGCUACACGAGAAAAAUACGAUUAUGCAAUUGCGCAUCCGGAGGAGGUGUUUUAUAAUACUGCACAAUACUAUCGGGCGUACUAUGGUCACAAGACGGAUGCUCGCGCUGUAUUGGUUGGCCUUCUUCUUAUUCUUUCUGGUUUCCAAUAUCUGAAUCAAACGACAAGGUAUAAUCAGGCUGUGGCCAUGGUGAAGAAAACACCAGCUUAUAAAAAUAAACUAAGGGCGUUGGAACUUGAGCGCAGUGGUGGGGUUACAAAUAAGAAGAAGGGUCAAAAGAAUAAGGACAGAAAAGUGGAGGAAGACCUCAGUAAAGUUGAGGAAGAACUUGAUCUGCAGAUAACAGGAACCGAAAGGCCCUCCAUAUGGAAACUUAUUGGUGUCCGCAUCAUUCUUUUACCUUAUACUUUAGGAAAGCUGCUGCUAUGGUCUUCCUGUUGGUUUUGGACAUACAAGGUGAAAAAGUCCCCUUAUUCUUGGGAAGAUGCUUCUUAUCUCACACAAAGUUCCCUUGGUCUUACUGAUGACAGAUGGAGAAGUAUAGAUGAAGCAACAAAGGAAGAUCUUGUGCUAAGAAGCUUAUGGGAGAAGUCAAAUAUGGAGAACUACAUGACAGAGAUGCGAAAAGAAUCAAAGCGCAGAAGAUAGCUCCUACAGUUGCUUCACCUGCUGUUUUCAAAGGGCAAAAUUUUGUUUUACUUAUCUGAAUUACAACGUGAUAGUUAAAAGUAUAACACUUAAAAAUUAUUUAUUAUGGGGUAGCUUUAUUAAUAUUUUGGGGGAAAGGAGAGUAUAAUCGAUCUGGUCCAACAUAAAUCUUAUAUUUAUAAACAAGAUGUACUAAGUUAGCAACAUGAAAUUUAAAUAGGUCGCUCUUUGACUGUCCGUAAACAGAAAACCGAAGGAAACUGGUUUAGUUAUUACUACAUUCUUUUAAUGUAGGUACUUAACCUCAGUCUUGCAGCCAUUGAAUGUUUGGCAGUGGUUUUGUGCACCUGUUGUUCAAUAAGUAUGAGGUGUUUUAUCAGAAAGCGGCAUGUUGUAGUAGAGUUAUGAAUUGUGUGUAAAAGAUACAUGUGAAAUACCUCUGCUUUUCAUUAUUUUUAGCUUUAAAAUGCCAUGUUUCAUUCCGCUUA